Molecule: messenger RNA, 1053 nt
Organism: Colletotrichum acutatum
Lineage: Eukaryota; Fungi; Ascomycota; Sordariomycetes; Glomerellales; Glomerellaceae
Product: glutamine amidotransferase class-II
Exons: 2
Coding region: 1-1053 (350 amino acids)
Biological process (GO): glutathione catabolic process
Cellular component (GO): glutathione hydrolase complex; cytoplasm
Molecular function (GO): omega peptidase activity
Source: RefSeq, a predicted model, not a curated record
AUGUGUCGCUGGUUUGCUUACCUGGGCGAUGAAGCCCAGCUUCUUGAAGAUUUGGUUAUUCGGCCGCGCCAUGCCAUUGUGAAGCAAGUGGACGAACACUUCCUACCGGCUGGCCAUUCAACGGUUGAACCGUUUCUUGGGGAGCUUCAGGUCGCUCCUUUGGCGGCCAACGACGCAGGCUCACCGAAUCCAUUGACCAACAUGGACGGAUUCGGCCUCGGGUGGUAUACGUCGACAGAGUGCGAGUUCAAUCCGUAUAUCGAUCCAAAGUGGCCCGAGUCCCUUCGUCCAGUUGUGUACAAAAACACUCGACCUCCGCUCAACGAUUUAGUCCUCAAGAGCAUCGUUCGAGGCACCAGCAGCAAUGCCGUCCUCGCCCACAUCCGCGCAGCACCGGGCCUAACGCCAGUUGUAGAGACCAACUGCCAUCCCUUUGCGUUUGGUCGUCACUUGUUCGCCCACAACGGCAUUCUCGGGUCUUUUCCUCGUAUCCGUACGGCAAUUCUGCAAUAUCUUCCGUUGAGAUACCAGCAGGCCAUUGUCGGGACAACAGAUGCUGAGCACAUUGCGGCCGUGUAUUUCUUCAUACUAUGCGGUAAGGAUGGCGAUUGGGAGUCUGUUUAUGAUGCUGGAGAGAUGACGACGGCGAUGCGGGAGACAAUCAUCAUCCUCGAGAAACUGCAGACCGAGUUUGGGCCGCCAAGCCGAGAGGCCAACACACUCAACCUUGUUGUCAUGUCUGGCAACUCGCUCGUCGCUGUGCGAUAUGCCAGCCCGGAAGGACUGGAACCACCGAGUUUGUACUACUCGACGACGGCUGGCGCAACGCUCAACCGCAAGUACAAGGGAUUUCCGAGCGACGUGAGUGACUCUGCCGAUGGGGGUGACGGGGAUGCCGAAGACGACGGGCGGCUAGAGAAGAAGAAGCAUGGCGAGCACGUUGUGGUAGCCAGCGAGCCCAGCACCUUCAAUCAGGGCGAAUGGGAGCUUAUCAAGCCAUCACAGAUGGUUGUUUCUGAGCUGGGUACUGGUGCCUAUCUCGAGCACCUGUGA